AUGCCACCACCGAGUAAACCCUCCCGGAUAUUUUCUUUCUUCGGCCUUGGCACCGGGGGUAAUACAGUUAAAGACGAUCUGGAAUCGCCGCAGCUGAACUUGGAAGCGGACAGGGAAGUGUAUAGACCGGGAGAUCCAUUGACUAUCACGAUUGAAAUCAAAAACCCAACACCCGAAUGGUCACUUUUGAUUGAAAAGCUUAACUUUGAGAUUAAAGGGAUUGAAAAAUUGGACCCUCAGUGGUUCAACACUCCCAAGCCCACUCCUCACUUGAAGCAGCGACGAGGUGAGUAUGUUUUCAUGGAUUGCUCGACUCUCACAGUGGUUUCCAAUCAAAUUCUUUCGUGUGGGGCCACUAAAACUUAUAUGGUGCGCACACUUCUGCCAACCAUUAUACCACCAUCAUACAGAGGUGCAACCAUUCGUUAUUUGUACUAUGUAAGGUGUACAUUGUCUGGCCAAUAUCUGAAUUUGGAAAGUGGACCCUCUCACGGGUCAAUACAAGAUCUUUCUGAGCUGGAAUCCCGAAUACCAUUUCAAGUAUGGGUCAGUCAGGAAAACAAUGGGUUGCAGAGUGAAGAAGAUUGCAAUGAUGGAAUUGUUCCAGCAUCAACCAUCCUCUUAGACGUGUACCGGAAAGAAAUGAAUACAGAUUCUGAAUGGGCUAAAGUAAACGAUGCUUUUGAUGGAGUUGAGGAAGGAUAUGAAAGUUCGCGGGAUGAGAUCUCAUCUGUUUCAUCCUAUAAUCAUUUGAAGGAAGAUAUGCAUAAAGCUUUUGGAAGUUCAUUAUCUUUGCAGUCAUUUGCAGCAAUGUCUUCCAAUAAAGGUUCUGUGUUUCUUGAAGGACGCACGAGCAUAUCUUCAAACAUGGCACUUCCUCGACUGUCUGUGGCUGAGGUCCUACAUGAUUCUACUGGUGAUGCUUUGUCCCCAAACAGGUCUUCAGCUAUCACAUCUCCAAGUCAGCAGCUAAAACAUCCAAAAACCUUUUCUGUAGAUGAUAGCACGAGAGUAUCAUCUGCCUCCAGAAAUGCUGAAUCUGGAGCAUCAGAGGGGUAUGUUCGCGGAAGAUCAUAUAAUAUUAGACUGGAUGACAAAGUUCUACUAAGAUUUUCACCAAAGAACUCUGAGUCAAAUUACUACUUCAGUGAUAUGAUAGGUGGAACCCUUACCUUCUUUCAUGAAGAAGGGGCUAGGAGAUGCCUUGAGCUGACAAUAACUUUGGAGAUGACGGAGACUAUAAGUCGGCGCUCUGUCCAUCCUUCUCGGAGACAUUCUCCUACUAUUACUAAGGUUCAUAGUGAUCACCAUGAGGUUGUUGCAGAUUUAGUACAGACUAGCUUUCUUUUUUCCAUUCCUAUGGAUGGACCAAUGACUUUUUCUACCGGCUAUGUCUCUGUGCAAUGGGCUCUUCGUUUUGAGUUUCUUACAACUCCAAAGAAUGUGGACUGGACAAGAUAUGAGCAUCCUCUUCUGAUCGAGGGAAGAGACAAAUUCGUUCUCAUUGGAACCCCUCUGGAUUCGUACUUGAAGGUGGGAGCAACUGGUUAA
Molecule: messenger RNA, 1551 nt
Organism: Fraxinus pennsylvanica
Lineage: Eukaryota; Viridiplantae; Streptophyta; Magnoliopsida; Lamiales; Oleaceae
Source: the annotation of a GenBank genome assembly